AUGAUCAAGAUUAAAGAUUCUCUAUCAUUCCUCCACGUGACCAACGAGACGGAAAUCGGAAAUUACAAGCAUUCUUUCUUUGGACACAGAUACUUUCCUUUCACACACAAAGAUUCAGCACAACAAAUGAGUGAGCAAGACUGGGACAAUGUUACUGUUAUACGCAAGAGAACGAACGUUCCAAAGGUCGCUAAGACACAGUCGGCUCUCAAUGCUGCGCGACGUUCAAAUGCUGUCAUAGGCACGGAGAAGAAAGUUACUGGCGGGACUAAUAAACAUACGCAGCAAGAUCACCAGCGUCUGGCCAAGGUUGACCGAGAAAACGAGGUUGCACCGCCUUCGAAGCUUAGUCCGUCUGUUGGUAAACUUAUUCAACAGGCCAGACAAGCCAAAGGGCUCACACAGAAAGAUCUAGCAAUGAAAAUCAGUGAAAAGGCAAACGUUAUUAACGAUUAUGAAAUGGGAAGAACCAUUCCUAAUGACGGCGUAUUAAGGAAGUUGGAAAGAGCACUUGAUGUGAAGUUGAAGACUAGAGGUAAUUAUGAUGAGAGCAAGAGAAUUAGAUGA
Molecule: messenger RNA, 567 nt
Organism: Paraglomus occultum
Lineage: Eukaryota; Fungi; Glomeromycota; Glomeromycetes; Paraglomerales; Paraglomeraceae
Source: the annotation of a GenBank genome assembly